Messenger RNA from Diabrotica balteata, 1065 nucleotides. The record is from the annotation of a GenBank genome assembly. NCBI's taxonomy places the organism in Eukaryota, Metazoa, Arthropoda, Insecta, Coleoptera, Chrysomelidae.
CCAGUUUUCUAAGUGGUUUUAUUAUUUUAAACAACGGAUUAUGAUGAAUUCAUCCAAAUCAAAAGUUCAUUAUUGCUGUGUAUGUAGAAAAAAUUCCAGGGACCAUAACAACUUGAACUUGAGUUUCUUCAGGUUUCCCAAGGAUGAAAAUCGGUUUGCAGAAUGGAAGAAAAUCGUUCAAUGUGAGAAACUUGCCAUGUACAGUGCUCAAUACUGUUAUGAGCACUUUAGAAUAUGUAGUUUACAUUUUGAGGAACCGGCCUUUGCAGGAAUGCUAAAAAGCAGGUUGAAAAAAAACGCAAAACCAUCUAUUCAUCUUGUGAGAUUAAACAUUCCAGUUCAAGGCACACCUGUGGAGAAGUUACAAAGAUUUGCGAGUACUCCAGAAUCAUUGACAUAUAGAAUUGAAGGGACAUCAGUUGUAGAGGAAUUGCAGGCAGUAGCAAGUACCUCUGCGGAAUCUAUGAUGUAUAGUAUUGAAGAGACAUCAGCUGUAGAGGAAUUACAGGCAAUAGCAAGUACCUCCGGGGAAUCUAUGCCACAUAGUAUUGAAGAUGAAAUUUUGGAUAUCUCUGAAGUGAUUGAAGUAUCUGAGAAUUGCAAUGGUGCUGGCGAUGGAAAUAUAUUGCCAGCUGGUCCUUCAAACGUAGCACAAAAUCCAGAAGUCUUACAAUCAAGUGAACCUUCUAGUACAAACAUUUGUAAUUCAAGGUCCAGAAGAGAACCAGUAUACUUUGGCGAUUUUAAGUUAUCAGAUUUGAAUAAUAUGCAGUAUCGGAGGAAAUUUUGGAAAAUUGCUCAUGAAACUGUUUAUAAGUACAUAAAAGUGAACAAGUGUAAUCAAUAUAAAAUAAGUAAACAAAGAAAGAGAAUAAAAAGUUUAAAUAGCCUAUUGGAUAAGCUAUUAAAAGAGAAGAACAUAUCUGAAGCCCAGUCAUUAGUAUUGAAGGAAGAAAUUUGAUUGACAAAUGGAUUCAGUGUCCUCAGUCAUAUAAAAGAAACUAAAAAGUAUAUUUUGCUCAAAAAUUAAAAUAAUAGUAUAUUAAAAGUGUUGCUUAUUCCCAA